Molecule: messenger RNA, 18028 nt
Organism: Echinops telfairi (small Madagascar hedgehog)
Lineage: Eukaryota; Metazoa; Chordata; Mammalia; Afrosoricida; Tenrecidae
Gene: HMCN1
Product: hemicentin 1
Exons: 107
Coding region: 73-16974 (5633 amino acids)
Biological process (GO): synapse organization; homophilic cell-cell adhesion
Cellular component (GO): plasma membrane; axon; neuronal cell body
Molecular function (GO): axon guidance receptor activity; calcium ion binding
Source: RefSeq, a predicted model, not a curated record
UGAGGAACCAGGCUAAGCACGGGGCUCUGGCGCUCAGAACAAAAACAGAAAAAGAAAAAGAAAGCGAGAAACAUGAUUGCCUGGGAAAUUGUGCACACGGUCUUCUUGUUCAUGCUUCUUUAUUCUUCCCUAGCCCAAGAUGCGAGCGCCCAGUCUGAGAGCGGGGCGGAGGACAUUCCGGAGGGCGCCUCCACCUUGGCUUUUGUGUUUGAUGUGACUGGGUCUAUGUACGAUGAUUUAGUUCAGGUGAUCGAAGGGGCUUCUAAAAUUUUGGAGACGUCUUUGAAAAGGCCUAAGAGACCUCUUUUCAACUUUGCCUUGGUGCCUUUCCACGAUCCAGAAAUUGGGCCAGUUACAAUCACCACCGAUCCCAAGAAAUUUCAGUAUGAACUCAGAGAGCUCUAUGUUCAGGGUGGUGGUGAUUGUCCAGAGAUGAGCAUUGGAGCUAUAAAAAUUGCCUUGGAAAUUUCUCUUCCUGGCUCUUUCAUCUAUGUUUUUACUGAUGCACGGUCCAAAGACUAUCGGCUUACUCAUGAGGUGUUGCAGCUCAUCCAGCAGAAACAGUCACAGGUGGUAUUUGUCCUCACUGGAGAUUGUGAUGACAGAGGCCACAUUGGAUAUAAAGUCUAUGAAGAAAUUGCCUCCACAAGUUCUGGUCAAGUAUUUCAUUUGGACAAAAAACAAGUGAAUGAGGUUCUAAAAUGGGUAGAAGAAGCGGUGCAGGCCUCCAAAGUUCACCUCUUAUCCACAGAUCAUUUGGAGCAUGUUGCGAACACUUGGCAAAUUCCUUUUGAUCCCAGCCUAAAAGAGGUUACUGUGUCUCUGAGCGGCCCUUCCCCGAUGAUCGAAAUUCGCAAUCCUUUAGGGAAGCUGAUAAAAAAGGGAUUUGGCCUGAACGAGCUAUUAAAUAUCCAUAACUCUGCCAAGGUGGUGAAUGUGAAAGAGCCAGAAGCUGGAAUGUGGACAGUGAAGACCUCCAGCAGUGGAAGGCACUCUGUCCGCAUCACUGGCCUCAGUACUAUUGAUUUCCGAGCUGGCUUCUCCCGAAAACCCACAUUGGAUUUCAAAAAAACUGUCAGCAGACCAGUACAAGGAAUACCUACCUACGUGCUGCUCAACACUUCUGGAAUAUCCAUUCCAGCCAGAGUAGAUCGUCUGCAGCUUCUAAGCAUCGCAGGCAAACCUCUGAAGACCAUACCUGUGAACUAUCACCCAGAUCAGAAACCGUACGGCCUAUGGAAUGUUUCUGAAUUCAUUCCACCAAAUGAAGCUUUUUUCCUUAAAGUCACUGGCUAUGAUAAGGAUGAUUACCUCUUCCAGAGGGUGUCAAGUGUUUCCUUCUCUAGUAUUGUCCCAGAUGCUCCCAAAGUAACAAUGCCCAGGAGAACGCCAGGAUACUACCUGCAGCCGGGCCAAAUCCCUUGCACCGUCGAGAGUCUUCUGCCUUUUACUUUGAGCUUCCUCAGAAACGGAGUUGCACUUGGAGUAGACCAGUAUUUAAAAGAAUCUGCCAGUGUGCACUGGGAUAUUGGAAAGGUCACUUUGUCUGAUGAAGGCUCCUAUGAGUGCAUUGCCAUCAGCAGUGUGGGGACUGGAAGGGCAGAGACUUUUUUUGACGUAUCAGAGCCCCCUCCUGUCAUCCAAGAGCCUGAUAAUGUCACAAUCACUCCUGGAGAAAGAGCAGUUUUGACAUGUCUCGUCAUCAGUGAAGUGGAUUACAAUCUAACCUGGCAGAAAAAUGAUAGAGAUAUUAAACUCAUAGACCCAAUGAGAAUCAAGGUUUUGGCUAACCUCUCCUUGGAGCUCAGAAACGUCAAAAUCAGCGAUGGUGGAGAGUACCGCUGCAUGGCGUCCAGUGAAGGAGGGUCAUCAAGUGCUUCAGCGUUUCUCGUCGUACAAGAAUCUCCCAAAGUCACUGUGAUGCCUAAGAACCAGUCUUUCACAGCAGGCUCUGAGGUCUCCAUUAUGUGUUCGGCAACAGGUUAUCCGAAACCCAAGAUCACAUGGACCAUGAACAACAUGUUUAUCGUGGGUUCACACAGGUAUAGGAUGACCUCAGACGGUACCUUAUUUAUCAGAAAUUCAGUUCCCAAAGAUGCAGGAAUAUAUGGCUGCCUGGCAAGUAAUUCAGCUGGAAUGGAUGAACAAACAUCUUCACUUAGAUUUAUUGAAGCCCCCAAGUUGAAGGUAGUUCAGAGUGAGCUCUUGGUUGCCCUUGGGGAUACAACUGUUAUGGAAUGUAAAACCUCUGGUGUGCCUCCACCUCAAGUUAAAUGGUUCAAAGGAGAUCUUGAGCUAAGGCCCUCGGCAUUCCUCAUUAUCAACCCCUUAUUGGGACAUUUGAAGAUUCAAGAAACACAAGAUCUGGAUGCUGGUGAUUAUACCUGUGUAGCCAUCAAUGAGGCAGGAAGAGCCACCGGCAAGAUAACUUUGGAUGUUGGUUCACCUCCAGUUUUCAUACAAGAACCUACUGAUGUGUCUGUAAACAUCGGCUCUAAUGUGACAUUGCCUUGCUAUGUUCAUGGUUAUCCAGAACCAAGGAUCAAAUGGCGGAGAUCAGAUAGCAUGCCACUUUUCUCAAGACCCUUUUCAGUUAGUUCUGUCAGUCAACUAAGGACGGGGGCCCUCUCUAUUUUCAAUUUAUGGGCAAAUGAUAAAGGAACCUAUAUUUGUGAAGCUGAAAACCACUUUGGAAAGAUCCAAUCCCAGGCAACAAUAACUGUGACAGGACUUGUCGCGCCUCUUAUUGGAAUCAGCCCUUCCGUGGCCAAUGUAAUUGAAGGUCAGCAACUUACUUUGCCUUGUAUUUUAUUGGCUGGGAAUCCUAUUCCAGAACGGCGGUGGAUUAAGAACUCAGCCAUGUUGGUCCAAAAUCCUUAUAUCACUGUGCGCAGUGAUGGGAGCCUCCAUAUUGAACGAGUCCGGCUUCAGGAUGGAGGCGAAUAUACCUGUGUGGCCACCAAUGUUGCUGGAACCAGUAACAAAACCACCUCUGUGGAUGUGCAUGUUCUGCCAACCAUUCAGCAUGGGCAGCAGAUACUCAGCACCAUCGAAGGUAUUCCAGUAAAUUUACCUUGUAAAGCAAGUGGAAUUCCCAAACCUUCCAUCAUCUGGUCAAAGAAAGGAGAGCUGAUUCCCGCCAGCAGUGCAAAGUUUUCUGCUGGUGCUGAUGGCAGUCUGUAUGUGGUGUCACCUGAAGGCGAGGAGAGUGGGGAGUAUGUGUGCACGGCCACCAACGCGGCAGGCUAUGCCAAGAGGAAAGUGCAGCUGACUGUCUAUGUUAGGCCCAGGGUGUUUGGAGACCAGCGGGGACCUUCACAGGAAAAGCCUGUGGAGAUCUCUGUGCUUGCCGGAGAAGAGGUGACCCUUCCCUGUGAAGUGAAGAGCUCACCUCCACCCAUAAUCACCUGGGCAAGAGAGAGCCAGCUCAUCUCUCCGUUCUCUCCGAGACACACGUUCCUGCCAUCGGGAUCAAUGAAGAUCACUGAGACGCGAGUUUCCGACAGUGGGAUGUAUCUUUGUGUUGCCACAAACAUUGCCGGGAAUGUGACUCAGUCUGUUAAGUUAAACGUUCAUGUUCCUCCAAAGAUUCGACGUGGCCCUAAAGUCAUGAAAGUCCAAGUUGGUCAAAGAGUGGAUAUUCCAUGCGAUGCUCAAGGGAUGCCUCAUCCUGUAAUCACCUGGUUCAAAGGCGGGAGUGCUGUGAUGGCUGAUGGAAUGCGGCAUAUUAGUGAUCCAGAUGGAACACUGAGCAUUGACCAAGCCACUCUCUCAGAUGCUGGUGCAUAUACAUGCACUGCUACUAACAUAGCAGGAAAUGAUGAAGCUGAGAUAACCCUACAUGUCCAAGAACCACCUACACUGGAAGAUCUUGAACCUCCAUACAAUACUCCAUUUCAAGAAAGAGUGGCCAAUCAACGCAUUGCUUUUCCAUGCCCUGCAAGAGGUAUGCCAAAACCGACCAUCAAAUGGCUACGUAAUGGUAGAGAGUUGUCAGGCAGAGAGCCGGGUGUAUCUAUCUUGGAAGAUGGCACAUUGUUGGUUAUUGCUGCAGUAACACCGUAUGACAAUGGGGAAUACAUCUGUGUCGCAAUCAAUGAGGCUGGGACUACAGAAAAAAAAUAUAACCUCAAAGUACAUGUUCCUCCAGUAAUAAAAGAUAAAGAUCAAACAACAAAUGUGUCAGUGUUGCUAAAUCAAGCAACCAAUCUCUUCUGUGAAGUUGAAGGUACUCCAGCCCCCAUCAUUAUGUGGUAUCGAGAUGAAGUCCAGGUGACUGAAAGUAAUACUAUUCAGAUCGUGAACAACGGGAAGAUACUGAGGCUCUUUAAAGCCACUCCAGAGGAUUCAGGAAGAUAUUCCUGUAAGGCGAUUAAUGUUGCAGGCACGUCUCAGAAGAACUUUAACAUUGAAGUACUAGUUCCACCCACCAUAAUAGGUGCCAGCUCCCCAAGAGAAGCCUCAGUUCUACUCAACCAUGACACCACCCUCGAAUGCCAGGUCAAAGGCACGCCCUUCCCUGUUAUUCAUUGGUUUAAAGAUAACAAGCCUUUGUUUUUGGGAGACCCUAAUAUUGAACUUCUAGACAGAGGACAAAUUUUACAUCUAAAGAAUGCAAGACGAAGUGACAAGGGACGGUACCAGUGUUCUGUGUCUAAUGCAGCUGGCAAACAAGCCAAGGAUAUAAAACUGACCAUCUAUAUUCCACCCAGCAUUAGAGGGAAUGUCACCACGGAGCUGUCAGCAUUGAUCAACAGUGUCAUUCGACUGGAAUGUGAAACUCGGGGCCUUCCAGUGCCUGCUAUUACUUGGUAUAAGGAUGGCCGGCCAGUCAUGUCCAGCUCACAAACGCUCUAUAUUGACAAAGGACAGUUUCUUCAGAUCCAUCGAGCACAAGUCUCUGAUGCGGCAACAUACACCUGUCAUGUAAGCAAUGUUGCAGGAACUGCUGAAAAAUCAUUCCACGUGGAUGUCUAUGUUCCUCCAAUGAUUGAAGGUGACUUGACCACACCGUUGAGUAAACAAGUCCUGCUUGGCCAUUCCCUGACACUGGAGUGCAAAGCUGCUGGCAACCCUCCUCCUGUUCUCACCUGGUUAAAAGAUGGUGUGCCUGUGAAAGCCAAUGGCAACAUCCACAUAGAAGCUGGUGGGAAGAAGCUCGAAAUCAUGAAUGCCCUGGAAGUCGACCGGGGCCAGUAUGUAUGUGUGGCUACCAGUGUGGCAGGAGAAAAGGAGAUAAAAUAUGAAGUUGAUGUCUUAGUGCCACCAACUGUAGAAGGAGGAGAUGAAACAUCUUACUUCAUUGUGAUGGUUCAUAACUUACUGGAACUAGAUUGCCAAGUGACAGGCUCACCCCCACCAACUAUCAUGUGGCUGAAAGACGGUCAGCCAAUCGAUGAAAGAGACGGAUUCAAGGUUUUACUAAAUGGACGCAAACUGGUUAUUGCCCAGGCUCAAGUGUCAGACACAGGUCUUUAUCGGUGUGUGGCAGCCAACGCUGCUGGAGAGAACAAGAAAGAGUUUGAAGUCACUGUUCAUGUACCUCCCACAAUCAAAUCCUCCGACCUCUCGGAGAGAGCUGUGGUGAAAUACAAGUCUGUCACCCUCCAGUGCAUCGCCAAUGGCAUUCCGCAUCCAUCUAUCACAUGGUUAAAGGAUGGCCAACCUGUGAAUACUGCCCAAGGAAACCUCAAAAUACAGUCUUCUGGUCGAGUUCUACAAAUUGCCAAAGCCCUAUUGGAAGAUGCUGGCAGAUACACAUGUGUGGCUACCAAUGCAGCUGGAGAAACACAGCAUCAUGUUCAACUGCAUGUGCAUGAAGCACCCGGUCUGCAGCAUGCAGGGAAAACACGGAACGAGACAGUGGUGCUGAACAGCCCCGUGCAGCUGGAGUGCAAGGCAGCUGGAAACCCUUUGCCUGCUGUCACCUGGUACAAAGACGGUCGUCCUCUCUCCGGUGCCAGCGUGUCUUUCUUGGACAGAAGGCAGAUUGUUGAUAUUGAAAGUGCCCAGGUCUCAGAUGCCGGCAUCUACGAAUGUGUGGCCGUGAACUUAGCCGGAGCAGCACGGUUACUUUACAAUCUGCAGGUCCACGUGCCUCCAUCGAUUUCUGGCAGCAAUAGUAUGGUGGCAGUGGUGGUUAAUAAUCUGGUGAGAUUAGAAUGUGAAGCCAGAGGUAUCCCUGCCCCGAGUCUCACCUGGUUAAAAGAUGGGAGCCCAGUCUCCAGUUUCGCUAAUGGAAUUCAGGUUCUUUCUGGGGGACGAAUCCUCGCUCUGACCAGUGCCCAGAUCAGUGAUACUGGGAGAUACACCUGUGUGGCAGUGAAUGCUGCUGGGGAGAAACAAAGGGACUUUGACCUCCAAGUGUAUGUUCCACCAAACAUUAUGGGAGAAGAACAGAACAUUUCUGUCCUCAUUGGUCAAGGUGUGGAGCUGCUAUGCCAGAGUGAUGCUAUUCCUCCACCUACUCUGACUUGGUUCAAAGAUGUCCGACCCUUGCUGAAGAAACCAGGCCUCAGUAUCUCUAAAAAUGGAAGUGUCUUAAAGAUUGAAGAUGCACAGGCACAAGACAGUGGUCGUUACACAUGUGAAGCAACAAAUGUUGCUGGAAAAAAUGAGAAAAACUAUAAUGUCAACAUCUGGGUACCACCAAACAUUUAUGGUUCUGAUGAACUUGCUCAACUUACAGUUAUUGAAGGAAACAUUGUUACUCUCUUGUGUGAAUCUAGUGGUAUUCCACCCCCAAAUCUCAUUUGGAAGAAGAAAGGCUCCCCAGUCUUGGCUGAUUUUGCAGGGCGAGUCAGAAUUUUAUCUGGAGGCAGGCAGUUACAGAUUUCAAUUGCUGAAAAAUCCGAUGCAGGACUCUAUACAUGUGUAGCUUCAAAUAUUGCUGGAACCACAAAAAAAGACUACAACUUGCAGGUUUACAUCCGUCCGUCCAUAUCCAGCAGUGGCAGCCAGCCCACUGAGGUGGCUGUGGCUCGAGGGAGGAGUGUUUCCUUGGAGUGUGAGGUGCAAGGUGUCCCUCCACCAGCCGUGACCUGGGUGAAAGAUGGUCGCCCCGUGGCCAAAGGGAAAGGAGUGGAAAUACUAAACGAAGGCCGUGUCCUUAAGCUGAAGAACAUUCAUGUAUCUGAUACAGGCCGCUAUGUGUGUGUGGCUGUGAAUGUCGCAGGAAUGGCUGACAGAAAAUAUGACUUAAGUGUCCAUGUCCCUCCAAGCAUCAUUGGGAACCACGGGACACCUGAAAAUAUCAGUGUGGUAGAAAAGAACUCCAUUUCCCUAACGUGUGAAGCUUCAGGAAUUCCCCUGCCUUCAAUUACCUGGCUUAAAGAUGGGUGGCCUGUCAACCUAAGUACAUCUAUGAGAAUUCUCUCAGGAGGUAGAACUCUACGAUUGAUGCAGACCAGAACAGAGGACACCGGCCAGUAUACGUGUGUCGUUCGGAAUGCAGCUGGCGAAGAAAGAAAAAUCUUUGGACUUUCAGUAUUAGUCCCGCCUCGCAUUGUGGGUGAGAAUAUACUGGAAGAUGUGAAGGUAAAAGAGAAACAAAACACUACACUGACUUGUGAAGUGACAGGGAAUCCAGUACCAGAAAUAACAUGGCACAAAGAAGGACAGCUCCUACAAGAAGAUGAGAGUCAUCACAUUAUGUCUGGGGGCCGAUUUCUCCAAGUAAUCAAUGCCCAAGUGUUCCAUACAGGGCGAUACACGUGUUUGGCAUCUAACACAGCUGGGGACAAGAGCAAAAGUUUCAGUCUGAAUGUGUUCGUAUCUCCUACAAUUGCUGGGGUGGAUCGUGUAGGAAGCCCUGAAGACGUCACUGUUAUUCUUAACAACCCCACUUCUUUGGUCUGUGAAGCUUAUUCAUACCCUCCGGCUACCAUCACUUGGUUUAAAGACGGAGCACCUUUAGAAUCUAACCGAAAUAUUAGGAUUCUCCCAGGUGGCCGGACUCUGCAGAUCCUGAACGCGCAGGAGGACGAUGCUGGGCGGUAUUCUUGCGUAGCCACCAAUGAAGCUGGGGAAAUGAUGAAGCACUAUGAAGUGAAGGUCUACAUUCCACCCAUAAUCAAUAGAGGUGACCUCUUGGGGCCAGGCCUUUCGCCUAAAGAAGUGAAGAUCAAAGUCAACAACACCCUGACAUUGGAAUGUGAAGCCUAUGCCAUUCCUUCUGCCUCCCUCAGCUGGUACAAGGAUGGACAGCCCCUUACAUCGGAUGACCAUGUUAAUAUUGCCGCAAAUGGACACACCCUUCAAAUAAAGGAGGCACAGAUGUCAGACACUGGACGAUAUACUUGUGUAGCGUCUAACAUUGCAGGUGAAGAUGAACUGGAUUUUGAUGUGAAUAUACAAGUUCCUCCAAGUUUCCAAAAACUCUGGGAAAUAGGAAACAUGCUUGACAUGGGCAGGAGUGGUGAAGCCAAGGACGUGAUCAUCAAUAAUCCCAUUUCUCUUUACUGCGAGACAAAUGCCUCACCUCCUCCUACCUUGACGUGGUACAAGGAUGGACAGCCUCUGACCUCAAGCGAUAGAGUGUUAAUUUUACCAGGAGGGCGAGUUUUGCAGAUUCCCCGGGCUAAAGUGGAAGACGCUGGCAGAUAUACAUGUGUGGCUGUGAAUGAGGCUGGAGAAGAUUCCCUUCAGUAUGAUGUCCGUGUACUCUUGCCACCCAUUAUCAAGGGAGCCACUAGUGAUCUCCCUGAGGAGGUCUCCGUGCUGGUGAACAAGAAGGCACUGAUGGAGUGUCUAGCCAGUGGCAGCCCAGCUCCAAAGAAUUCUUGGCAAAAAGAUGGACAACCUCUGUUAGAAGACGGCCAUCAUAAAUUUUUAUCCAAUGGAAGAAUCCUACAGAUUCUAAACACUCAAAUAACAGAUAUCGGCAGGUAUGUGUGUGUUGCUGAGAACACAGCAGGAAGUGCCAAGAAAUACUUUAAUCUCAAUGUUCACGUUCCUCCCAGUGUCAUUGGCCCUAACCCUGAAAAUGUGACUGUUGUGGUGAACAAUUUCAUCUCAUUGACCUGUGAGGUCUCUGGUUUUCCACCGCCUGAUCUCGGCUGGCUCAAGAAUGAACAACCCAUCAGCCCAAACACAAAUGCUCUUAUUUUGCCUGGUGGUAGAACUCUGCAAAUUAUUCGGGCCAGAGUAUCAGAUGGUGGUGAAUAUACUUGUAUAGCUAUCAAUCAAGCUGGUGAAAGCAAGAAAAAAAUUUCCCUGACUGUUUAUGUGCCCCCGAGCAUUAAAGAUCAUGGCAGCGAAUCUCUUUCUGUGAUUACCGUAAGGGAGGGCACGUCCGUGUCAGUGGAGUGUGAGUCCAAUGCUGUUCCACCUCCGGUUGUCAGCUGGUAUAAGAAUGGACUGACGAUAACAGAAUCUAAUCGCCUGGAGAUUUUAUCAGACGGACAAAUGCUGCGCAUCAGGAAAGCUGAGGUAUCUGACACAGGCCAGUAUGUAUGUAGAGCUAUAAAUGUAGCAGGACGAGAUGAUAAAAAUUUCCACCUCAAUGUAUAUGUUCCACCCAGCAUCGAAGGGCCUGGAGAAGAAACCGUUGUUGAGACCAUCAGCAAUCCUGUAACCUUAACCUGUGAUGCCACUGGGAUCCCACCUCCCGCGAUAACAUGGUUAAAAAACCACAAGCCCAUAGAAAAUUCUGGCUCACUUGAAGUUCAUAUUUUGUCUGGAGGUAGCAAACUCCAAAUUGCUCGGUCUCAGUUUUCAGAUAGCGGAAAUUAUACAUGCAUUGCCUCAAAUAUGGAGGGAAAGGCACAGAAAAAUUACAUGGUUUCAAUUCAAGUUCCUCCAAGUGUUACUGGUGCGGAAAUGCCAAGCGAAGUUGGAGUCCUUCUUGGGGAAAAUGCUGAGCUGGUGUGCCAUGCAAGUGGCAUUCCUACUCCCGUUAUCCAAUGGCUCAAAGACGGAAAACCCUUGGCCAGUGGUGAAACACAGAGAAUACGGGUGACUCCAGACGGCAGCGCAUUAAACAUCGACGGCGCUCUCGAAACUGACAUGGGGAAAUAUACAUGUGUCGCUAUAAAUCCUGCAGGAGAAGAGGACCGGAUGUUUAAUUUGAACGUCUAUGUUCCACCUGUAAUCAGGAGUAAAAAAGAAGAAGCAGAGAAACUAAUGACUGUGUUGGAUACGUCAAUAAAUAUUGAAUGCAGAGCCACAGGGACGCCUCCACCACAGAUCAAUUGGCUGAAAAAUGGACUUCCACUGCCUCUCUCCUCCCAUAUCCGGCUACUGUCAGGAGGGCAGGUCAUCAGGGUGGUGAGAGCUCAGGUGUCCGAUGUCGGGGUGUACACUUGCGUGGCCUCCAACAGAGCUGGGGUGGACAAUAAGCUUUACAGCCUUCAGGUUUGGGUACCACCAAAUAUGGACAAUGCUAUGGGAACAGAGGAAAUCACAAUUGUCAAAGGCAAUCCCACCUCAAUGACAUGCUUUACAGAUGGAACUCCACCACCCAGUAUGUCCUGGCUUAGAGAUGGCCAGGCUUUGGAGCUUGACUCCCAUUUGACAGUAAACACCCAAGGCAUGGUCCUUCAGAUCAUUGAGGCAGAGACUGAAGAUUCAGGAAGGUACACCUGCAUUGCUUCAAAUGAAGCUGGAGAAGUCCGCAAACAUUUCAUACUGAAGGUCCUGGAGCCACCUCAUAUUAAUGGAUCUAAAGAAUCUGAAGAGAUAUCAGUGAUUGUGAAUAAUCCAGUUGAACUUACCUGCUCUGCUUCUGGAAUACCAGCUCCUAAAAUUAUGUGGAUGAAAGAUGGGAGACCCCUGGCACAAACAGAUCAGGUUCAAACCGUAGGAGGAGGAGAGGUUCUUCGAAUAUCUAGUGCUCAAGUAGAAGAUACAGGAAGAUACACCUGUCUGGCUUCCAGUCCUGCAGGAGACGAUGAUAAAGAAUACUUAGUGAGAGUGCAUGUACCCCCUAAUAUCGCUGGAACUGAUGAGACCCAGGAUUUCAGUGUGUUACAGAAUAGACAAGUGACAUUGGAAUGCAAAUCGGAUGCAGUGCCCCCACCUAUAAUCACAUGGCUCAAAAAUGGGGAACAAUUACAGGCAACGCCUCGAGGACGAAUACUAUCUGGAGGGAGAUACUUUCAAAUUAAUAAUGCAGAGCUAAGUGACACGGCCAAUUACACUUGUGUGGCCAGCAACAUUGCAGGAAAGAUGACAAGAGAAUUUAUUCUCACUGUAAACGUUCCUCCAGACAUAAAGAGUGGCUCCCAGAGUCUUGUCAUUCACGUCAAUAAGUCAGUUGUAUUGGAGUGUCAUGCUGAAGGUGUGCCAACCCCGAGAAUAACAUGGAGAAAAGAUGGAGUUAUCCUAGCCGGGAAUCAUGCAAGGUACUCCAUCUUGGAAAAUGGAUUCCUUCUUAUCCAAUCAGCACAAGUCACUGAUGCAGGGCGGUAUUUGUGUAUGGCUACCAAUGCUGCUGGAACAGACCGCAGGCGCAUAGAUUUACAGGUCCAUGUUCCUCCAUCUAUUGCUCUGGGUCCUACCAACAUAACCAUCACAGUAAAUGUUCAAACAACUCUGGCUUGUGAGGCUACUGGAAUACCAAAACCGUCAAUCAGUUGGAGGAAAAAUGGUCAUCUUCUCAGUAUAGAUCAAAAUCAGAAUUCAUACAGACUUCUGUCUUCAGGUUCACUAGCCAUUCUUUCCCCUUCUGUGGAUGAUACUGCAAGCUAUGAAUGCACUGUGACCAACGAAGCUGGAGAGGAUAAGAGAACCGUAGACCUCCAUGUACAAGUUCCACCAUCCAUAGCUGAUGAACCUACAGACUUGCUGGUAACCAAACAUGCCCCAGCACUAAUUACGUGCACUGCGUCCGGAGUCCCAGUUCCCUGGAUCCACUGGAACAAAAACGGUAUCAGACUGCUUCCCAGGGGGACCGGCUAUAGACUCCUGUCCUCAGGAGCAAUUGACAUAUUUGCCACCCAGCUGGACCAUGCUGGAAGGUACACCUGCAUCGCUAGAAAUGCAGCUGGCUCCGCUCACCGACAUGUGACCCUUCGUGUCCAAGAUCCCCCAGUCAUUCAGCCACAGCCAAGUGAACUAGAUGUCAUUCUAAACAAUCCCAUUGUACUACCUUGUGAAGCAACUGGGACGCCCAGUCCUUUCAUUACUUGGCAAAAAGAAGGCAUUAAUGUUAUUACUUCAGAGGGAAAGCACGCAGUUCUUCCCAACGGCGGCUUGCAGAUCUCCAGAGCUGUCAGAGAGGAUGCUGGCACCUACAUGUGUGUGGCCCAGAACCCAGCUGGUACAGCACUGGGCAAAAUUAAGUUAACUGUUCAAGUUCCUCCAGUCAUUAGCUCCCACCCGAAAGAAUAUGUCACGGCCGUGGAUAAGCCCGUCAUGCUACCAUGUCAGGCAGUUGGCCUCCCACACCCCGACAUUACGUGGCAUAAAGACGGACAUGCAGUUGUGGAAUCCGUCCGCCAGCGCACGCUCAGUUCUGGAGCUCUGCAAAUAGCCUUUGCUCAGCCUGGAGAUGCUGGCCAGUACACCUGCACGGCAGCGAAUGUGGCGGGAUCAAGCAGCGCCCACACCAAACUCACGGUCCAUGUACCACCCAGAAUCCGCAGUACAGAAGUGCACUACACCGUCAAUGAAAACUCACAAGCCAUCUUUCCCUGCGUGGCUGAUGGAAUCCCCACACCAACUAUUAACUGGAAAAAAGACAAUGUUCCUUUAGCUGACUUAUUAGGAAAAUACACUUCAGAACCAUAUGGAGAACUCAUAUUGGAAAAUGUUGUGCUGGAGGAUUCUGGCACCUAUACCUGUGUUGCUAACAAUGCUGCAGGUGAAGAUACACACACUGUCAGCCUGACUGUACAUGUUCUCCCCACCUUCACUGAGCUUCCUGGAGACGUGUCAUUAAAUCAAGGAGAACAACUACGAUUAAGCUGUAGAGCAACUGGUGUUCCUUUGCCCAAGUUAACAUGGACUUUCAAUAACAACAUUAUUCCAGCCCACUUUGACAGUGUCAAUGGACACAGUGAACUUGUUAUUGGAAGAGUGUCAAAAGAGGAUUCAGGUACUUACGUGUGCACCGCAGAGAACAGCAUUGGUUUUGUGAAGGCCAUUGGAUUUGUUUAUGUCAAAGAACCCCCAGUCUUCAAAGGUGAUUACCCUUCCAGCUGGAUUGAGCCACUUGGUGGCAAUGCAAUCCUGAACUGUGAAGUUAAAGGAGACCCUGCCCCAACCAUCCAGUGGAGCAGACAGGGGUUAGAGAUCGAAAUUAGCCACAGAAUCCGGCAACUCGGCAAUGGUUCCCUUGCCAUUUACGGCACUGUUAACGACGAUGCUGGUGACUACACCUGUGUAGCCACCAACGAGGCGGGGGCGGUGGAGCGCAGCAUGAGUCUGACCUUGCAAAGUCCUCCUAUUAUCAUUCUUGAACCAGUGGAAACUGUUGUCAGUGCUGGUGGCAAAGUCGUUUUGAAUUGUCAGGCAACUGGAGAGCCUCAUCCAACCAUUUCAUGGUCUCAUCAAGGGCGUCCCAUUCCCUGGGAUGACAGAAUCCAUAUGUUAUCCAACAACUCCUUGUAUAUUGCUGCAGCUCAGAAAGAAGACACCUCUGAAUAUGAAUGUGUUGCUCGAAACAUGAUGGGCUCUGUCCUUGUCAGGGUACCUGUCAUAGUCCAAGUUCAUGGUGGAUACUCCCAGUGGUCUGCCUGGAGAUCCUGCAGUGUCACCUGUGGCAAAGGGAUCCAGAAGAGGAGCCGUCUGUGCAACAAUCCCCUUCCAGCCAAUGGUGGGAAGUCUUGUCAAGGUUCAGACUCAGAGAUGCAAACCUGUCUGAAUAAGCCAUGUCCAGUGGAUGGUAGUUGGUCAGAAUGGAGUUCUUGGGAAGAAUGCACAAGGACCUGUGGACACGGAAACCGAACCAGAACAAGAACUUGCAAUAAUCCCGCGGCACAGCAUGGAGGGCGGCGCUGUGAAGGGAAUGCCGUGGAAAUAAUCAUGUGCAGCAUCAGACCCUGCCCAAUUCACGGAGCAUGGAGCCCUUGGCAGCCCUGGGGUGCGUGCAGUCAAAGUUGUGGCAAAGGUACCCAGACAAGAAGGAGGCUGUGCAAUAACCCACCCCCUUCAUUCGACGGAUCCCACUGCAAAGGAGCAGAAACACAAAUGCAAGUUUGCAAUGAAAGGCUCUGUCCAGUUGAUGGCAAGUGGGCGACAUGGGCCAGCUGGAGUGCCUGCACUGUGUCUUGUGGAGGAGGUGCCAGGCAAAGGACGAGGGACUGUUCUGACCCUGCUCCACAGUACGGAGGAAGCAAAUGUGAAGGCAGUGAUGUCCAGAGCGAUUUUUGCAAUAGUGACCCUUGUCCAACUCAUGGUCACUGGAGUCCGUGGAGCGGCUGGGGGAUGUGUAGCCGGAAGUGCAGCGGAGGGCAAAUGCGGCGCUACCGCACAUGUGACAACCCUCGUCCCUCCAAUGGAGGGAGAGCUUGCGGGGGGCCCGACUCCCAGAUCCAGAGAUGCAACACUGACAUGUGCCCUGUCGACGGAAGUUGGGGAACCUGGCACAGUUGGAGCCGGUGUUCGACCUCUUGUGGAGGAGGAGAGAAAACUCGGAAACGCUUGUGUACCAAUCCAGCCCCAUCUAGACACGGCCGCCCCUGUGCGGGAGAUGCUACGCAGGUAUCCAGAUGCAGUGUUCAAGCAUGUCCAGGUGGACCACAGCGAGCCCGAGGAAGUGUAAAUGGAAAUAUUAAUGAUGUUGAAUUUGGAAUUGCUUUUCUUAAUGCCACAGUCACAGAUAGCCCUAACUCUGAUACUAGAAUAAUACAUGCCGAAAUUACCAAUGUCCCUCGAAGUCUUGGUCCAGCAAUGAGAAAGAUCGUUUCUAUUUUAAACCCUAUUUAUUGGACAACAGCAAAGGAAGUCGGCGAGGCCGUCAAUGGCUUUACCCUCACGAAUGCGGUCUUCAAGAGAGAAACCCAAGUUGAAUUUGCAACGGGAGAGAUCUUGCGGAUGACUCAUGUUGCCAGGGGCUUAGAUUCCGAUGGUGCCUUGCUGCUGGACAUCCUCCUGAGUGGCUAUGUGCUGCAGCUGCAGUCACCAGCUGACGUCACUGUAAAGGAUUACACCGAGGACUACGUUCAAACAGGCCCCGGGCAGCUGUACGCCUACUCAACCCGCUUGUUCAGCGUGGAUGGCAUCAGCGCGCCCUAUACAUGGAACCACACCAUUCUCUAUGACCAGGCACACGCAAGAAUGCCCUUCUUGGUGGAAACGCUCCAUGCAUCCUCUGUGGAAUCGGACUAUAACCAGUUAGAAGAGACCUUGGGCUUUAAAAUACAUGCCUCAAUUUCCAAAGGCGACCGAAGUAAUCAGUGCCCCUCGGGUUUUGUCCUAGACUCAGUUGGACCCUUUUGUUCUGAUGAAGAUGAAUGUGCAGAGCGGAAUCCUUGCUCUCACACCUGCCACAAUGCCAUGGGGACCUAUUAUUGCUCCUGCCCAAAAGGCCUCACUAUAGCUGUGGAUGGAAGGACUUGUCAAGAUAUUGAUGAGUGUGCUUUGGGUGGACACACUUGCCACCUGGGCCAGGACUGUGACAACACCAUUGGAUCCUAUCGCUGUGUGGUGCAUUGUGGAAUCGGCUUUCGGAGAACCUCUGAUGGGCUGAGUUGUCAAGAUAUUAAUGAAUGUCAGGAAUCCAGCCCUUGUCAUCAACGCUGUUCCAAUACCAUAGGAAGCUUCCACUGUGGGUGUGGACCUGGUUAUCAACUGAAGGGCAGAAAAUGCAUGGAUGUGAAUGAAUGUAGACAGACUGUGUGCAGACCAGAUCAGCACUGCAAGAAUACCCGGGGGGGCUAUAAGUGCAUUGAUCUUUGUCCAAACGGCAUGACCAAGGCAGACAAUGGCACCUGCAUUGAUAUUGACGAAUGUAAAGAUGGGACUCAUCAAUGCAGAUAUAACCAAAUAUGUGAAAAUACAAGAGGCAGCUAUCGUUGUGUGUGUCCGAGAGGUUAUCGGUCUCAAGGAGUGGGAAGACCCUGUCUGGACAUUAAUGAGUGUGAUCAAGUGCCUAAACCUUGUGCACAUCAGUGCUCCAACACCCCCGGCAGCUUCAAGUGUAUCUGUCCCCCAGGACAACAUUUAUUAGGGGACGGGAAAUCUUGCGCUGGAUUGGAGAGGUUGCCCAGUUAUGGCACGCAGUACAAUAGCUAUCACCUCGCGAGGUUCCCCCCUGUGAGAAACAACUAUCAACCGCAGCAGCAGUACAGCCAACACUCACAUCUCUACAGCUCCUACUCAGAGUAUAGAAACAGCAGGACAUCUCUCUCCAGGACUAGACGGACUCUUAGGAAAACUUGCCCAGAAGGCUCUGAGGCGAGCCUUGACGCAUGUGUAGAUGUUGAUGAAUGUGAACACCGAGAUGCCUGCCAGCAUGAGUGUAAGAAUACCUUUGGGAGUUACCAGUGCAUCUGCCCACCUGGUUAUCAACUCAUGGUGAAUGGGAAGACUUGUCAAGAUGUUGACGAAUGUCUGGAGCAGAAUGUGCACUGUGGCCCAAAUCGAAUGUGCUUCAAUACGAGAGGAAGCUACCAGUGCAUCGAUACACCCUGCCCACCCAACUACCAACGGGACCCUCUUUCAGGGCUCUGCGUCAAGAACUGUCCACCCAAUGACCUGGAAUGUGCCCUGAGCCCAUACGCCUUGGAAUACAAGCUGGUCUCCCUCCCCUUUGGAAUCGCUGCCAAUCAAGAUUUAAUCCGGCUGGUUGCUUACACGCAGGAUGGAGUGAUGCAUCCCAGGACAACGUUCCUCAUGGCAAAUGAGGAACAGACCGUUCCCUUUGCCUUAAGGGAUGAAAACCUGAAAGGAGUGGUGUAUACAACACGGCCACUUCGAGAACCCGAGACCUACCGCAUGAGGGUUCGAGCCUUAUCCUACAGUGCAAACGGGACCAUUGAGUAUCAGACCACAUUCGUUGUCUAUAUAGCUGUGUCUGCCUAUCCAUACUAAGAAGCUCGCAAGCCCUAAUCUGUACGUUUAAACUGCAUGAAUCCUGGGCCUCAAGUCCCCUUCCCGAUUAUUGUCUCCCGAGCAGCUGCGAUCUUGGCCACUUGGAACUGGUGCUGUGCUCUGCUCUGUGGGCCCUCCUCGGUACUGCUGAGGUGUUUUCAUUAUCCCACCGUGGUCCUGUCCUGCAAUAAGGUCUAGAACAUUCCCUUCUUAUUUUCUUUAUUUAUUACACUGGAGCAGUUCCUUUCCAAAGAUGGUCCUGAGCAUCCAAGAAGAGACAUCAGCAAUACUUCAUGGCAACAAAGCAGCCCGAGUGGAUUCUCCUUAACCAAACCAACAACGUCAGAGAUUAAGUGGGUUUUUUCACCCUUUCGAGAUUAAUGAAACUGGUUGUUAUGUGUUCUAACCAAAGCUUAUUAAAUAGCUUAGAAAGUGGCUUCUUCUUGCGAUAUUAAUACUUUGUAAUCAGAUUUACACACCUAUUUUCAAGUUAAGGGCAAUAUGAAACACCGCUCGUGGUUCAGCCACUAAAAGGAUUGUUUUGGCCCCUGAUUGCGGGUUCAUAAGAAAGAUACUGUUGCCAAUGGUUUCGUGAAAGCAGCCCAAUCAUUUACAGUAGAGAAAAUACAAUUUGGUCUAAAGACAAGAUUCAUAGCACACAUCUUACCGCCAGCAUUCUGGUAUAAACUACCAUUCAUUUAUUUAGCUCCAAAACUUUUACAUUCCAACUUUGUAAUGAUUUUUUUUUUUUUUUUUUUUGUCAAUUGAGAAGAAUUUGAAGUAUCAAUGAGACAGUUUUUUUUUUCUUGGAAAAAUCUCACACAUUCAAAUUAGCAUAAAGGUUAAACGUCAAUACACUGUACAUGGUGGUAACAAACUCUGGAAGCAAUUGCCAAGAUGUAUUCUAUUUUUAUGAAAUGUAUAUAUAUUACCUUAGUGUGUAUUUUCUAUACAAUAUCCUGAUGGACUGUUUAAUAAAAUUAUUCUCUCCAAAGAAAGCACCAAUGUAAUGAUGAAACCAAUCUAAAUAAAAUUUUCACAUUCUUUUUAGUAA